AUGCAAACGCCACUGCCACUGGCUGAAACAGCAGCGGGGGGAAGACAAGAACUCACCGACUUUUAUCAUUAUGCGGCUUACCACACUACAACAGCCUACUUCGGCAAAGCAUCCGUCAUGGCGCCGCUCGACGAUGACGAGGAAGAUGCUCCUUCUGACGCCAGCGCCCAGGCAGAUGACGAGGGCUCUGAGAGUGGAGCACUACCCAGCUACCUUCAGCACGAGCGGGCCAUGCUUCAGCGUGGUCUCCUUGCAACACAUCAGACUGGCUGGAGCAGUGCUUUCGACUUGGAAGCUCUUUGCGAUCGCCUCCACGGCCUAUCCGUCGAGGAGGCAGAGAAGGAUGCACGCGAAGCCCUCCAGGAGGCCAAGGACGAAGCUCGGGACGGCGACGUGCUCGCCAUCCUGCUGCAGGUUUUCCAGUCCGCCCGCAGCAGCGUCCUGGACUCGGACGAGGCUCCCACCGACUACACUUGGACUGAGGUGCUAGGCUACUGCAGCCGCCUAUGUGCCUUGUGCGAUCGGAACUUCCUGAGCUUAGCUGGGCAACCUGGCCCGGACGACUUUCCCCUGCGGGUGGUGGCCAGUGUCUAUGCCGAGUGCGGGCGGACCUUAUCCGUGGCGGGCCGCCCUACGGAAGCGCGAAAUCGGCUUCAGAAGGCUCUCAACGUCUUCGGGCUCAUCUCAGAGCCGACGGAAGAGGAAGCCUGGCUGCUUGCUGGCUGCCGGGCCUCCCUGGCCAGGGCCUUCCGACAGUUGGGGCAAUUCAAGGGCACCCAGGAUGAGUUCCUUCAGGCGCUGCAGCUCAUGGCUGACCUCCCGGAGUCUUAUGAGGUAGCGGAGCUCCUCUCUGAGUAUUGCGAGGCCUUGGGUGAGGCGCCCAAAGGGGACCGCCUGGUUUCGUCGGCGCUCGUGGACCUGAUGGCCACGAUGAUGGAGGAGAAGUUUGGUGAGGGAAGCGAGGAACACAUCCAAGCACUGCAGGAACUCUCAGCAGCCUGCGUCGCUGCGGAGAAGCCUGCGUUGGCCGCUCCGCUCUUCGUGACGCUGUCCAGACUACUUCGGGAGUACUACGGUGAUGAGCCGGACACCUGGGAGAUGCAAGAGCUGCAAGCAGUGGAAGAAAAGGCGGCUCAGUGCCUCGAGGGUGGAGCCGCUGUCCACAUGAGUGAAGGCGAUCUCGAGGCUGCCGUGGCAUUAUGGUCUCUCGCACUCCGAAUGCGAGAGGGCCUCCAUGCCGAGGAGGAGGUGCUGACGGAGAUGCGCCAGUCUUUGGAUGCCUUGAAGCAGGCGGCUGCUGCCGCAGCUGCAAGCGAAGCUGAAGGUCCAGCGAGCACUUUGGCGCCCGAGGAUGCCCAACAAACUGAAGCCUCCGAUCCGCUGGAGACCUCGAAGGAGGAGGAAGAAGACGCUCGACCUGAUUCCUGGGAUGAGACAGAUGAGCCGAGUGCAUCCUCCUCCAUCAAGGAGGGAGCCUCUUCGAUCCAAGCCUUCGUUGAUGGGUGGCCCAAGUACCUUGCGGCCCGCCUGGGCGCAGCAACAUAUGACAAUGCGAACAUGGAUCACGUCAAGGAGCCGAUUUUCGUGGACGGGCCCUUCACAGUUCGCUAUCCCAUUUCCUUGGGGUUGGAGAAGAGCCCUUUCGCUGUGUGUUGCUGGUUGGCCAGCAAAGCGCCGCGAGUGAGAGGCAUUCCGAAGGGCUCCACGCCUAUGCCACACGAGGAAGUGAAAGAUCUGUUGGCGAAGUUGCAAGGCUCAAGCCCGAAUUCUCCACACUUCUGCACGAAGGAAACCUUCCAUUUCUACAAAGGCCCGAACCAGGAGAUCUAUUUGGAUUUCGUCGGCAUUCAGCUCGUCAAUAUGGACUUUGAUGGCGGUGAAGUGGAGCUCCACUGA
Molecule: messenger RNA, 1896 nt
Organism: Symbiodinium sp. CCMP2592
Lineage: Eukaryota; Dinophyceae; Suessiales; Symbiodiniaceae
Source: the annotation of a GenBank genome assembly